AUGCUAACUGAAUGGUGCGCUAGUAUCAAUGGGUGGACCAUGGCAAUUGUGGUCAUAUUGUUAUUUCUGUUACUUUAUUGGUCACAGCAGUGGCCAUCAAACAUCCCACCAGGCCCGACUGGGUACCCAGUAGUGGGAUGUUUACCACUAGUACGGAGAAAUGGACUGAAGAACACGUUGCGGAAACUCCGUAUUGAAUAUGGAGAUGUUUUCAGUAUAAAGUUAGGACAGACUCUAAUUGUUGUUAUAAACGGUGUGGAUGCUUUGAAGGAGGCCUUUAUAAAGCGGGCAGAAGAUUUCUCUGAUCGCCCAGAUACAUACCGCAGUGCAACCCUUAUCAAAAGCAAAGGUAUUGUACAGGCGUCCGGUCAACACUGGAAACAUACAAGGACUUUUGCCUUAGGUGCUCUUCGAGAAUUCGGGUUCGGAAAAAAAUCUCUGGAGGAUCGUGUCAUGGAAGAAAUAAGAAUAUUUCUUGAAGUGAUGUCAGAACAAAACGGGAAGGUUUAUGAUCCGAAAAAUAUUAUUCAAAUUAGUAUUUCAAACAUUAUAUGCAACAUUGUGUUUGGUAAAAGAUUCGAACACGGUGAUACCAAAUUCUGGCAUCUUAUUGAACUCCUAGAAGACGUAUUCCGAUUAAACCGUGCAGGAACUCUUGCUGCUAACAUACCCUGGCUAAGAUACCUACCAGGGGAUUUUUUCAACAUUAAAAAAAUUCGUAACAAUUUCUAUGAAUCAAUUAAUUACAUGCAGCAACAGAUUAUCGACCAUAGAAAUACUUUUGAUCCCGAAAAUCCAAGAGAUUUCAUUGACGUUUUCAUAAAGGAACAGAGUAGACAGGAUCCAGAUAAUACGGUUUUUGAAGACUUUAAUUUACAAGUGACACUCCUGAAUUUAUUCGUGGCUGGUACGGAAACCACGACCACGACGAUAAGAUGGACAAUUCUACAGUUGAUAUACAACCAGGACAUCCAGCGCCGACUUCGCCAGGAGAUAGAUCACGUGGUCGGUCAUUCUAGAUUCCCUACUCUUGAAGACAGGCAGAAUAUGCCGUAUUACGAGGCAGUGAUAACUGAAGCCCUGCGCUUUGGGAACAUUGCCCCACUAAGCGUUCCUCACGGAGCAAGAAAGGACUUUGAGUUCAGGGGGAUGGCCAUACCGAAAGGAUGUACAAUUUUAGCCAAUUUAGAUUCUGUUCAUUUCGAUCCAAACAUAUUUAAGGAUCCCACUAAAUUUAACCCGGAAAGAUUUAUAGGAGAAGAUGGAAAGCUUAACGGAAAGGAGAAGUUUGUGAUGGCAUUCUCCUUAGGACGCCGGAUAUGUCUCGGAGAACCGUUGGCUAGAAUGGAACUGUUUCUGUUUGUGACGUCACUGAUACAGAGAUUCGAACUACUUCCGGAAUAUCCAGACAACAUGCCUACUGGAAUACCCAACAUUGGCAUACCAUCGGGUCCACCAAACUACAGAAUCAAAGCCGUCAAAAUUAACUAA
Molecule: messenger RNA, 1491 nt
Organism: Ylistrum balloti
Lineage: Eukaryota; Metazoa; Mollusca; Bivalvia; Pectinida; Pectinidae
Product: cytochrome P450 2B1-like
Exons: 4
Coding region: 1-1491 (496 amino acids)
Biological process (GO): xenobiotic metabolic process
Cellular component (GO): cytoplasm; intracellular membrane-bounded organelle
Molecular function (GO): iron ion binding; oxidoreductase activity, acting on paired donors, with incorporation or reduction of molecular oxygen, reduced flavin or flavoprotein as one donor, and incorporation of one atom of oxygen; heme binding
Source: RefSeq, a predicted model, not a curated record